UUUGGCAAUCUUUUUGCGCUUGCGCAGAGACUCUGGUUGGUUCUCUUUUCUCCCCUACUCUGGUCCUUCCUUCUAGCCGUUGCACUUACUUCUUACUGGUGGAUCGAUGGCGACGGCGUCUCGGGCUGGCGGAGGGAGUAGGAGCAAGGCCUUGGAGCUGGUGCGGACCUUGCCCAGGGUUAGCCUCGCCAACCUACGGCCCAACGAUGGAGCCCGCCACCGGGAAAAGAGACGUGGACGUGGAAUGCAUGGAGGUGGAAAAAGUGGCCGAGGUCACAAAGGGCAAAGGCAGAGAGGAACCCGUCCUCGAUUAGGCUUUGAGGGAGGCCAAACUCCAUUUUAUCUUGUUAUACCAAAAUAUACCUACAAUGACAGACACCACCUCAGACGUCAGUAUCCACCCCUCAGUCUCAAAAAGCUACAGUAUCUGAUUGACUUAGGUAGAAUUGACCCCACACAGCCAAUAGAUCUAACACAGCUGAUAAAUGCUAGAGGUGUAACAGUACAGCCAUUCAAAAGACAUUAUGGUAUCCAACUUGUGGAGGAGGGUGCCGAUACUUUUGCAGCAAAAAUAAAUAUUGAAGUGCAGUUGGCAUCGGAACUCACCAUUGCAGCUGUUGAAAAAAAUGGUGGUGUUAUUACUACAGCCUUCUAUGAUCCAAGGAGUUUGGAUGUUCUUUGCAAGCCAGUGCCCUUUUUCCAACGUGGCCAGCCUAUUCCAAAGAGAAUGCUUCCUCCUGAAGAUCUUGCUCGUUACUAUACAGAUCCUAAGAGCCGUGGCUACCUGGCUGAUCCGUCAAAGAUUCCAGGAGCGAGGCUGGAGCUUGCCAGGAAAUACGGUUAUGUCUUACCAGAUAUUACAAAAGAUGAACUGUUCCAAAUGCUGAGCACACGCAAGGACCCCAGACAAAUUUUCUUUGGCCUUGCUCCAGGCUGGGUGGUAAACAUGUCAGAAAAGAAAAUUCUGAAACCUAUGGACGAGGGCUUGCUAAAAUACUACAGCUCAUGAAUGAUUGGAGACAACUGUUGGAGAACUCAAUAUUCAAGAACGUUUGCAUAUUAAAUGAAAUUAUUGUCACUAUUUUCUCUUAAAACAAAAUUAGUCAUAAUAUAAAUAAAACAAUAAAAUGUUGACUGUAUAAUAGGCA
Messenger RNA from Rhineura floridana, 1148 nucleotides. RefSeq names its product mitochondrial ribosomal protein L15 (gene MRPL15). The transcript has 5 exons. The record is from RefSeq and is a predicted model, not a curated record. Gene Ontology annotation, molecular function: structural constituent of ribosome. Gene Ontology annotation, cellular component: mitochondrial large ribosomal subunit. Lineage: Eukaryota; Metazoa; Chordata; Lepidosauria; Squamata; Rhineuridae. Gene Ontology annotation, biological process: translation. Bases 107 to 1009 code for a protein of 300 amino acids.